CUCUCCUUCCUCAACCAAUUCUUCUGGUACCGCAAAGAGCCGCUCUCCAUCACCGCCAUUUCCGCGCAGAUCGCCGUCGUCCCUCUCGGCCGCUUAAUGGCCUCCAGAAUCACAAAUCGCGUCUUCUUCAAAGGAAAUCGGUGGGAAUUCUGCCUCAACCCUGGCCCUUUCAAUGUCAAGGAGCACGUUCUCAUCACCAUCUUCGCCAACUCCGGCGCCGGCACCGUCUACGCCAUUCACGUCGUCACCGUCGUCAAAACGUUCUACAAGCAACGCAUCAGCUUCUUCGUCUCCUUAAUCGUCGUCGUCACCACUCAGGUGUUAGGAUUCGGGUGGGCCGGGAUAUUCAGGAAAUAUCUCGUCGAGCCGGCGGCGAUGUGGUGGCCGGCGAAUCUGGUCCAAGUUUCACUCUUCAGGGCUCUACACGAGAAAGAGGAGCGAAGCAAGGGGAGUUUAAGCCGAACCCAAUUCUUCGUAAUAUCCUUCAUUUGCAGCUUCGCCUAUUACGUCUUCCCUGGCUACCUCUUCCAAAUCCUCACCUCACUCUCAUGGGCCUGCUGGGCCUUCCCCACCUCCAUUCUGGCCCAACAGCUUGGCUCGGGCCUUCACGGGCUGGGCCUCGGCUCUAUUGGGCUCGACUGGUCCACCAUCUCAUCCUAUCUGGGCAGCCCACUUGCCAGCCCAUGGUUUGCCACCGCCAAUAUUGCAGCCGGCUUUGUCUUCAUCAUGUACAUUUUGACCCCAGUCUUCUACUGGUUCGACGUUUUCAAAGCUCGCACAUUUCCCAUAUUCUCGGAUUCCUUGUUCACUGAAAAGGGUCAAAAGUAUGAUAUUUCCGCCAUUGUUGACUCCAAUUUCCACCUUGAUGUUGGUGCUUAUGACAGACAAGGGAAACUGUAUCUUAGUACUUUCUUUGCUGUUACUUAUGGCGUUGGCUUUGCUGCUCUUUCUGCUACCAUUGUUCAUGUUGCUCUCUUCCAUGGAAGGGAAAUAUGGCAGCAGAGCAAGUCAAGCUUUCAAGAAAAGACAAUGGACAUACAUACAAAGCUGAUGAGCAAGUACAAUCAAGUUCCCGAAUGGUGGUUCAUGUCGAUUCUUUUAGCGAACAUCGCGCUCACCGUUUUCGCUUGCGAAUACUACAACGACCAGCUUCAGUUGCCAUGGUGGGGAGUUCUACUCGCCUGUGGUAUCGCCAUUUUCUUCACUCUCCCGAUCGGAAUCAUCACUGCCAUCACCAACCAAGCACCGGGCUUGAACAUAAUCACCGAGUACAUUAUCGGAUAUAUCUACCCGGGGUAUCCCGUCGCCAAUAUGUGCUUCAAAGUGUAUGGAUACAUUAGCAUGACCCAAGCCAUUACCUUUCUGCAAGAUUUCAAGCUCGGUCAUUACAUGAAGAUCCCACCAAGAACCAUGUUCAUGGCUCAGGUUGUUGGAACCUUGAUAGCCAGCUUUGUGUAUUUGGGCACUGCCUGGUGGCUCUUGGAAACCAUCCCCGACAUAUGCAGCUCGUCUCAAUCCUUUUGGACUUGCCCGUCCGAUACGGUGUUCUACGAUGCCUCAGUGAUAUGGGGGUUGAUCGGUCCUCGUCGGAUUUUUGGAGACCUUGGAUACUAUUCUUCUGUAAAUUGGUUCUUCCUUGUGGGUGCAAUUGCUCCUGUUUUGGUAUGGUUAGCCAUCAAGGCAUUUCCACAGCAAGAGUGGAUCAAACUUGUCAACAUGCCUGUAUUGAUUGCAGCCACCGGAUAUAUGCCUCCAGCCACCGCAGUUAACUACAUAACUUGGAUCAUUGCCGGGUUUCUAUCUGGUUUCGUAGUGUACCGAUACAAGCCCGAAUGGUGGCGACGACAUAACUAUGUCCUCUCCGGGGCGUUGGAUGCUGGCCUUGCUUUCAUGGGGGUGCUACUGUACUUCUCAUUAGGGUUGCAGGAGAUGGACCUCGACUGGUGGGGGAACGACCUUGAUGGUUGUCCGCUGGCUCACUGCCCCACGGCUGCUGGAGUUGCUGUGGAAGGAUGCCCUCUCUUCACUUAAGGUACAAUCAAAGUGAGAAAUGCAAUUAGUUCUAAGUUACAGAAUUGUUACAGAAUUUCAGUUCCUCCGUUGGAAAUGCACAUAUUGGCUUACAGAAUUUCAGUUCAUCAUCUUGUGUAUAUUGAACUUCGUAGUUUGUCCAAAAAUUUAUUGACUUUCGAUUCUCUUU
This is a messenger RNA of Momordica charantia (bitter melon), 2200 nucleotides long. Lineage: Eukaryota; Viridiplantae; Streptophyta; Magnoliopsida; Cucurbitales; Cucurbitaceae. The record is from RefSeq and is a predicted model, not a curated record.